CAUUGUAAAUAAAGGAGUGUGUGUGUGUCUGUCAGUGGGUAGUGAAAAUAUUUAUUUUUUCAUUUUAUAAAGAAAAAUAGUGAGUCCAAAAGAAUUAUCGACUCACAGCUAAAAUGAAUAACCCAACGGUACCAAUGGGUAUCCAGAGUACGGCCGGUGCUGUGGCCGUACGAAAUGAAAAAGGUGAAAUAUCCAUGCAGAAAGUAAAAGUGCAGCGUUACAUAUCUGGAAAACGUCCCGACUAUGCCAAAUACAACUCCAGUAGCGAGGAGAGCGACAACGAUGAUUUCUUGGAACAUCGUCGCAGACAGCAAUAUGAAAAACGACAUCACAGGGAAGUCAAAGAAGAAGAACCAGAGGAGGAAGUUAGAAGUAGACGACAUGAAAACAAACAUGAAGAAGACGACGACGAGGAGGAUGUAGAUGAUCCACGUCUUAGACGACUACGUGCCCGCCCUGUGGAACAAGAUGAAUUGGAAAGAGAGCGUAUGGAACGCCAUCGUCACAUCCAUGAGCCGGAACUUCUUGAAGAAAGUGAUUCCGAAGAAGAAGAAGAAAACGAAGAUGAGAAGGCUAUGCAAAAAACCACAAAUAAAAUCACCUUGGCUUCGGAAUCUGAUUCCGAUUCGGAUGUAAGUGAAACGGAAUUGGAGCAAAGGCGUCUUAAGUUACGCCAGCGUAUGUUGCAACAACAAAAGGAAGAAGAAAUUCUCCAAAAGGAGGAGGAGAAACAAUCAGAAUCAUCCGACUCGGAAAGUUCAGAAUAUGAGGAGGAAACUGAAAGUGAAGAGGACAAUGAACCACGUCUCAAGCCAUUGUUUGUACGCAAAAAAGAUCGUGCCACAAUACAGGAGAAAGAGCGUGAAGCCCAGAAACAAAAGCAAUUGGAACUGGAGGCUAAACGUUUGGCCAAAGAAAGAAGAAGAAAUACUCUCCGCCUUGUGGAGGAGAGUGUUAAGAAGGACUUGGAAAAGACAAAGAAUGACACCGCUGAACCCCAAAUAGAAGAUGUUUGCACAGAUGACGAGAACGACGAAGUGGAAUAUGAAGCAUGGAAACUGCGUGAACUAAAACGCAUGAAACGCGAUCGCGAAGAAAGAGAAAAUGCUGAACGCGAAAAGGCUGAAAUCGAUCGCAUGCGCAAUCUCACCGAAGAGGAACGAAGACAGGAGUUGCGUAUGAAUCCCAAGAUCGUCACCAACAAAGCCGUCAAGGGCAAAUAUAAAUUCUUGCAGAAAUACUAUCAUCGUGGUGCCUUCUAUUUAGAUGAGGAAAAUGAUGUAUUGAAACGUGAUUUUGCACAAGCCACCCUCGAGGAUCACUUUGACAAGACUAUUCUCCCCAAAGUAAUGCAAGUGAAAAAUUUCGGACGUUGUGGUCGUACCAAAUAUACACAUUUAGUUGAUCAAGACACGACUAAAUUCGAUUCGCCAUGGUAUGCUGAGACGGCAAACAAUCUUAAAUUCCACAGUGAACGUGGAGGUGGUAUGAAACAAGUGUUUGAGAAACCCUCCCUCUCGAAACGCAAGAAACUGGAUUAAACUGAAUGCAAGAUGUGUAAAAAAGAUUUUAGAUUAAGUUAUGAGUACGUUUAGUUUAAUAAUUAAUAACCGAAUAAAUUACCUUGUUUUUUUAUUCAAGGAAUUAAAA
This is a messenger RNA of Musca domestica (house fly), 1650 nucleotides long. RefSeq names its product microfibrillar-associated protein 1 (gene Mfap1). The coding region runs from base 114 to 1541 and encodes 475 amino acids. Gene Ontology annotation, molecular function: RNA binding. The transcript has 4 exons. Lineage: Eukaryota; Metazoa; Arthropoda; Insecta; Diptera; Muscidae. Gene Ontology annotation, biological process: mRNA splicing, via spliceosome. Gene Ontology annotation, cellular component: U2-type spliceosomal complex. The record is from RefSeq and is a predicted model, not a curated record.